This is a messenger RNA of Coffea eugenioides, 897 nucleotides long. RefSeq names its product transcriptional regulator SUPERMAN-like. The record is from RefSeq and is a predicted model, not a curated record. The coding region runs from base 1 to 702 and encodes 233 amino acids. NCBI's taxonomy places the organism in Eukaryota, Viridiplantae, Streptophyta, Magnoliopsida, Gentianales, Rubiaceae. The transcript has a single exon.
AUGGAGAGAAACAGUGCUCGGGGAAAUAGUGGUGGAAGAAGCAUGAAAGAGAUGAACAACAACAACAAUAGCCACAAGAAGAACGCAGGAUGCUAUAAGGUUAAGAAUCCUCCAUGGGAUUUUCUCAAUGAUUGCAAUGGCACUGAAGAAGCAGAUUUACUUGGUUUAUUUUCGUGGCCUCCAAGAUCUUACUCAUGUAGCUUUUGCAAAAGGGAGUUCAGAUCCGCUCAAGCUUUAGGAGGUCACAUGAAUGUUCAUAGGAGGGAUAGAGCUAGAUUGAGACAAUCUCCACCAAGGGAUGGUCAGUAUUCCCUCCUAAAUCUCAACCUUGAACCAAACCCUAACUUCAGUACUUUCAAUACUAACCCUAGUCCUUCAGCAAGAUGUCCUUUGAUGCCUUCCACGUUUCCUUCUCCGAUUCCUCCCCCAGUUUCCACUAUUUCCACAACUCCACCAGCAACUGUCACUGGAAUGAGAAAAUGGGGUGAUAAAGCUGGCGGUGGUGUUCAUCAACUGAGCCAUUCAUAUCCUAAAGAUCAAGACUUAAUGAAGAGUAAAGCUACAAAAAGACUUCUUGAGCUGCAUGAGAAAGAAGGUUCACUUUUGAAGAGGGGAGAUAUUGUUAAGCUGGAAUUGGAAAUUGGCUUAGUUGGUGAAGCAAAGCAGGAUUUGGAUUUGGAACUUCGACUGGGAUACACUUGAGAGCAGUCCUAAAGAAUCUCAUGGUCUUAUUUUAGCCUCCAACAUUUUUCAACUUUUCUGGGGGAAUAUAAGGGAAAGUAAGAAAGUGUAGUGCUUUAUAUUAUGGCAUUGCAGUAUUUAAGUCAGGGAUAAAUUAGAGUGUAGGAGUACUAGAGAUCAGGGAGAUGAUUCCAUGAAGAAGUACCUUUUCAGAUU